Molecule: messenger RNA, 1913 nt
Organism: Brassica oleracea var. oleracea
Lineage: Eukaryota; Viridiplantae; Streptophyta; Magnoliopsida; Brassicales; Brassicaceae
Product: protein TRANSPARENT TESTA 12
Exons: 7
Coding region: 211-1677 (488 amino acids)
Biological process (GO): xenobiotic detoxification by transmembrane export across the plasma membrane
Cellular component (GO): membrane
Molecular function (GO): antiporter activity; xenobiotic transmembrane transporter activity
Source: RefSeq, a predicted model, not a curated record
CUAUUAAGGAUUUGCAGAUAUAAUAUAAUGAACCAAUAAAAAAAACUUCAGACCGGACUAAACCGGGAUAUUUUGAGUAGUAAAGGGGAAGAGAGAGAAGCGCGUGAUUCAACGGCUUUGUUAUAUAUACAAACCAACCCCAUAUUUAGGCAACCAACGUUGACUCACAAACAGAGAGAAGUGAGUCAGGUUUUGAGACUUGUGUAGGAGAUGGAUCCUACGACGCCGUUACUUUCCCACGGUGGCAAGGUGGAGGAUUACGCUCCGGCGAGAACCUGGAGCGAUGUGAAGCGAGUUUUGUGUACUGAGUCGGCGAAACUGUGGUUGAUCGCUGCUCCGAUUGGCUUCAACGUCAUUUGCCAGUACGGCGUCAGCUCAGUCACCAACAUCUUCGUCGGCCACAUCGGUGAGGUCGAGCUCUCCGCCGUCUCUAUCUCUCUCUCUGUCAUCGGCACCUUCUCCUUCGGCUUUCUGCUUGGCAUGGGAAGUGCACUUGAAACACUGUGUGGUCAAGCAUUUGGAGCUGGUCAAGUCCACAUGUUAGGAAUUUACAUGCAGAGAUCCUGGAUCAUCUUGUUCGUUUCCUGCCUCCUCCUCCUUCCUAUUUACAUCUUUGCCACUCCAGUUCUGAGACUUCUCGGCCAAGCAGAGGAGAUAGCCGUUCCAGCUGGACAAUUCACUCUCCUCACCAUCCCUCAGCUCUUCUCGCUGGCUUUGAACUUCCCAACCUCCAAGUUCCUUCAAGCGCAGAGCAAAGUAACUGUCAUUGCUUGGAUUGGGUUCGUUGCUCUUCUCCUACACGUUGGUAUGCUGUGGCUGUUUAUCAUCGUGUUUGGCUGGGGAACAAACGGUGCUGCUUUGGCGUUUAAUAUCACCCAGUGGGAAAUUACAAUCUCUCAGAUCGUUUAUGUGAUUGGUUGGUGUAACGAAGGGUGGACUGGUUUAUCAUGGUUGGCUUUUAAGGAGAUCUGGGCCUUUGUUAGACUCUCCAUUGCAUCUGCUGUUAUGCUUUGUCUUGAAAUCUGGUAUAUGAUGAGUAUCAUCGUCCUUACUGGUCAUCUUGAUGACCCUGUUAUCGCUGUUGGUUCACUUUCUAUAUGCAUGAAUCUCAAUGGUGUGGAGGCAAUGUUGUUCAUCGGAAUAAACGCAGCUAUAAGUGUCCGUGUCUCCAACGAGCUUGGCUUAGGCCGUCCACGAGCAGCGAAAUACUCUGUCUAUGUCACGGUGUUCCAGUCUCUCCUCAUCGGUCUUGUCUUUAUGGUGGCUAUCAUCUUAGCCAAAGACCAUUUUGCUAUCAUUUUCACAAGCAGCAAAGUACUUCAACGUGCAGUGUCUAAGCUAGCUUAUCUUCUUGGUAUAACCAUGGUUCUCAACAGCGUGCAGCCUGUUAUUUCCGGUGUGGCUAUUGGAGGUGGUUGGCAAGGCUUAGUGGCUUAUAUCAACUUGGGUAGUUACUACAUUUUUGGCCUUCCCUUUGGGUAUUUUCUUGGUUACAAAGCAAACUUGGGAGUGAUGGGACUUUGGGCUGGAAUGAUAUCAGGAAUAGCGCUUCAAACGUUGUUGCUGAUGUUUGUUCUGUACAAGACAAACUGGAAUAAAGAGGUGGCGGAGACGAGUGAACGUAUGAAGAAAUGGGGAGGGAGUACUGAAACAAAAUCAAAGGAAGUACUUGCGUGAUUAUUGAUUGGGUUUCUCUUUUGUUUAGGCUUUUUGUUUGUUUGUUUUUUUCCAUUGGUGUUUGUAUUUGUACUAGCCAGUAGGCUGUUGGAAAAUCAUUCAAUCAGCCAAAGUAACAACUGUGCUUUUGUUAUUUUCUUCCAAAAGAAGAAUAAAAAGUGCAAUUGUAACGUUACCAAAAUGUCACAUGCACAUUUUGCUCGUGACUUCAAAAUUUAUCAAGACUACUUAUUUAA